AUGGCGGACGAAAUCCAGUCACCAGCGAAGAAGCGCAGGAAGACAGAAAAAACAGGGUCCGAUGUUGAUGAUAAGCUUGAAUCAAAGCAGCAGUCUGCAAAGAAAUCGGGUGAGAUUGAGAAAUUAAACUCACUAUACUCGAUUUUUUGGCCAAGUUCACAGUAGUUUAGGCUAUAAAAGGUGCAUCUUAAAACUGUUUCUGCAGGUAAAGAUGUGAAUAGUCGCAACGAUCUUAAAGAAAAGAUGAGGGAAACAUUCAAAGUUGAACUUCCCUCGGAUUUUUUCGAUUUUUGGGAUUUUUGCAAAAAUCUGAAAGGUGGAAAUCCAUGUGGUAAGUCCGCUUUCAGUGUUAACACGUCUUGCAUCUAUCUGACUAAGAACUUCAAUUAAAGCUUAAGUAUUAAAGUCGAUAGUUAAGUAAUAAAAUUAACUUAGAUUAGCAAGCCUGCCCUGAUGUAUGCUUGGUUGUAUCUUGAAAGCCUUAUUCAUUAAAUAAAUGUAAUUUUUUAAAGCUGCAAACAAAAGCUGUUCAUAGCUGGAACCUUACUAAUUUUUCGCAUGUUUCUCAUCGUAUACUUCUUAGUGUAGUAAAAGUUAAAGAAUUCUUGACACUUUGUACAAUGAAUCGUGACUUGUUAAUCUUGAGUGAGCAAUAGAUCAAUUAGUAGCUUGAUAGGAACCGGAAAUAUGAUCCCUAUUGUGUAAGCAAGCGUGCAAAAAUGUGCAUCGUGUAAAGUAGACAGUUAGAUGUGCCUUCCGAUUGGAAUAGCGUAAAAGCUACAAGCUACACCCUUUAGACUGAUAGGAUUUUGUGUAGGAUGGAAUGAUUGCUCAAACCUAGCUGCUCAGGAUUUACGUAAGUAAUGUAGGUGUAAUAGUGUUAUAAGCUUUCAAUCGAAUUAGGGUGUUUACUAGAAAGGAAACCACAUGCAUUCCCUACUAUAUUUUCCCACGUAUGAUUUAGCUACCAAUAUGUAUAAAAGUACCUUGAUUUAGUAAUAAAGGAUGAAUGUGAAUGUGAUCAGGACUUGAGUGUGUGCAAGUCUCUUAGAAUAUUGAUAGCCCGAAACCGGCCAGGUCUAGAGAUACUCAAGCAGUCGACACUUAUCUGUUGGCCAUGAAAUCAACUCCCGUUUACAACAUUAGCAUCAGAUAGAUUGGUUCUUUUUUUCAAGGCCCUAUUCAUGGCGAGACCUUAAUCAUGAUAAGACUAGGCAGCUUGUGGUACAACUGUAUCUAUUGGACAAACUUUGAGACACUGUCUGUCUAUAAAAAUUCUGCUAUGCCACACCUGGUCAUUAUUCAGCUAGCUUGCACAAAAGCAAACAGUUACAGUAAUUUUGUUACCCGCCCUCCCUCCCUUUGGAGGAGUUGUGUUGUGUUAUGUAUUAAUAAACGUUUGGUGGGUCACUCCUUGUGGUGCGGUUAAGUCUACGUUGUGACUUCCCCCAAGCUUUAGGCAUUGCUUGUGUCUUGCCAUCUUAUUCCUUUGCCUUAAUCUUGUCUGAUCCAGCCCGUGCAGUGCUAGGGAGAUAAGAAAGGCUCUGCCAACACUCUUGUGCUAUCCCACGGUAGUGGGGUGAUAAGUGAGUGAGGCUUGUGUUAUUUUGUGCGCAUAACCUGAAGUUUCUAUAACCUGCACAGUACUGUGUCCCCCACCCCCACCCCCACCCCCCUUAUUAAGCCAUCUUGUGGUUGUUGUUUCAUUUAGCCUGUGUAUGUUAUUUAGUUUCGUGACUUUUUCAUGUGUAUCUUAAGCAGAAUAGUGACAUUAAUUAAACCAAAGUCAAACCCUGCUUUAUUAUGGACACCUGCUUAAUAUGGACACCUCGUUAUUACAGACAGUUUGCUUUAUCCCUUGGGAAAGAAAGCUCUUUCAUUUUCUCUAAAUUCAACCUCCUUAAUGCAGACACCCCGUUGAUAUGCACACUUUGUAUGGCUCCAAUAAUGGGGUUGACUGUUAUUUAUAUUCUGUUUCGUCAUUUGUAGAUGCUUUGAAAGAAUCUCUUGGGUUACAGCUGGUUGGACCAUAUGAUGUUUUGUCAGGAUCCUUUGAUGAUGUGAAAGAGUCAGAUAUCAUAUCAUAUCACCUUCAUUAUAGAUAUUACUAUGAUCCUCCAGAAUUUUUGACUGUUAUAAGAGGUGAUGACAAGACAGGGUUUCAUGUGGGAUACUAUAGGUAAAACUAGCUAAUAGACAACACGUUUCUUCUGCCUGUCUUUAUGUUCCCAGUAUUUAAAACACUUCACCUGAUUUAAACUGAGUGGUAACUCAAUGUAAGUUUUUGUUUUUUUAGAGAUGAUCCAAAAGUUCUUCCAGUGUUCGUAGCAUCUAACCAGGCUGAGAAGGGUUGUGAAUUUUCUGUCCUUGGUGAAAACCUCUUUGCAGCAAUCAAGUAAGCAUUACUUUAUAAAUUUAGUUCUCUUUGUGAUGAUUAUAGGUGACUUGCUUCAGUCACGACCCUGCUUGUUUCAACUCCCAAUAAUAUUUUAUCUAUUUUUAAAGUUUCUUCAGGAAUGUAUCAUUCAAGUAGAGGCUACAUUCCUUUUACGUAUUAGCAUGUGGAAUGUAAAUGAGGAUUUCAACUGCUUGAAACACAAAUUGCUUCAGGAAACUAAUCUUGAAAGAGGUUUACAUAUAUGUUAUACAGAACUGUAGAUUUACUUUUUGCAUGCAUAGUAAUGCUUCAAUUCCUAUCCCCAAUCUUACUGACUUACAAUAAUUAGUAUUGUCUGGUUGUCUUAGCAAAUUUAUUGCUGACUUUAUGAAGACCUCAAGUGGUAAAUCCAAGCAAAAAUCAUUGAAGACACUUCAAACAUCACUUGUUUCUGAAGCAAAGAAACUGAAAUACAAUCUUGAGACAAGCACGUCAGCCAUCAAAGCUAGAAACAAGAAGGUUGUGUGUAAGACUUUUCACAAAGCUGGAAUUGUUGUCCCAGUCAUAAAUGAAGUUGGGUACCGGCCUCUUACCAUGACUGACGGUGAGUUAGAGGUUGUGAUAUUCUCACUGACAUGUAGAAAUUUAACAUCUUCAUACUUUUGACGAUUUUUAUAUUGCUUUAAUUUUGCACUCAGGUGCAUAUCCACAUACAUAUUCUCCUGACUGAUCUCUAUACUUUUCCUUUAAGAAUUAGUUGAGAGAACUGGAUAAAAGAUUAAAGCAUUUCUCUUGGGUGUUUACUCACCUUGUGAGCAGAGCUUCCUUUUGUCUUCUUUAGUGAGGAGACAAAAAGGAGGCCCUACCUGAAUGACGUCAAACCUUUAAAGUCGCGGCAACUAAAUUUCUGAACUAGUCAAUUUUGUUCCCUCUUGUCAAACCAGGGUGCAAAUAAAGAAAGACAGUUUUACAGCCUGCCAUUCGGGCAAGCUGUAGCUAGCAUGUACUAGCCCACAAGUCAUUUCAAGUAGCCCCAAAACCCUUUUUGAUUAGCAGGAUUGAUUACAAUCCUUCUGUAAUUAAAGUUCCCCCCAAAACAGCACUUGCCCGUCGGGCAAGUUAAGAACAAAAUUCACUAGCCGGAUAGCAAAAUCCACUAGCCCUGGGCUAUCGGAGAGGACUUUCUUUGCGCGCUGCAAACUGUUUUUUUUUUUAGUGCGGGCAUUUGUUUAUUGAUAAACCGAUUGUCACAAGCAAGUCUGCUGUACCAAGUGCACAGCUAUUAGCCCUGGGUUCGAAACUGUAUCCUAGCAACAUGCCGUGCAUGCUCAACAAAGAUCUUACUUGAUUCAUGCAGAGCCUUUCUUGAAUACACUAAAAUCAAGCAGUCAAAAGAAAGGCUCUGCUCUGCUGGCAGGGUGGUUUCACUUUAUUAAUUCUUUAGGUCCCAAGAGUGACCAGCAUUAAUUUUUUCCUAACAACAUCAGCAGAUCAUCAAGAGUAAAGGUUAUGAGAAUUACUUAAUUGAUUACCAAAGGGAGAAUGCUUUGAUCUUAAGCCAAAUUCUCUCAACUAUUCUUAAAAGAAAUGUAUGGAGAUAAGCCUGGAGAAUUUGAAUGUGGAUCAUGGGCCUUAAAGGGUUAAUUCUUGUAACUUGUUACCAGAAAACUGUUGUUUAGAUGUAAAGAUAGGAAUAUUAAGGAUAGGACAAAAUAUCAUUCACUGUUGAAUCCUGUAUUUGAUUGUUUCUUAAAUUCAUUGAACUAUAGGUGAACUGAAGAAAAUCCUGAAGCAAAUAACAGAAGGUAAGAAUGAGAAAGAUCAAGAAAAAGCAUCUGAGGAUCUCCAGGAAAUAAUGACCCUAGUUCAGUUUGCUAAUGACGAGUGUGAUUAUGGAAUGGGACUUGAGUUAGGAUUGGAUCUGUUCUGUUUUGGAAGCGAGCGUUUUCAUAAUGCCACUCUUCAACUUAUGCCACUUGCCUACAGGCUUCUUAGCAGGGACACAUUUGCAGAGAUUGUAGAAGUUCACAUAAAUAACCGAACUAGGGCUUCGCUGAGCCAGCUCCCAUCUUAA
Porites evermanni is the source of this 4451-nucleotide messenger RNA. The record is from the annotation of a GenBank genome assembly. NCBI's taxonomy places the organism in Eukaryota, Metazoa, Cnidaria, Anthozoa, Scleractinia, Poritidae.